Molecule: messenger RNA, 1830 nt
Organism: Penicillium daleae
Lineage: Eukaryota; Fungi; Ascomycota; Eurotiomycetes; Eurotiales; Aspergillaceae
Product: FAD binding domain-containing protein
Exons: 5
Coding region: 1-1830 (609 amino acids)
Molecular function (GO): FAD binding
Source: RefSeq, a predicted model, not a curated record
AUGUUGCUAUCGACGCACGCACUUAAACAAGCAAUGGUGCCUUUCCCUACGAAUGAUAACUGUGCUCCCGGAGAUAACAGAGGCAGCGAAGCAGAAGAGCCCGCCGGAAUAGACGGAAUCGGAACCACUGCCCAGCUUAUACACUCACAUAAAGGAGUUGAUCAUGGAGUUGAUACGGAAUUCCUCAUUAUCGGAGCCGGACCUGCUGGGGCAUCCUUGGAUUGCUUUCUCGGCUCUCAUGGGCUGAAGGGCAUCAUGAUCAGCGGCGCCCUAGGGACAGCAUAUACCCCCCGCGCACAUAUUACUAAUAUGGCGGCACUAGAUUAUGAAUUAGCCAGCCCCUGUGAGCCAUUUGAUUUGCCGCAGACAGUUCUGGAGCCGGUUCUGGUUCGUCAUGCGGCUUUGAAAGGCUUCAGGUGUCGAUUUCAUACCACACUCGUGUCGUUCGCUAGCGACGCGAAGACUGGCCUAAUCACUGCGCAUAUUCGUGACGAGAUGUCAAACCAGGAGUACCAGAUCCGUACGCGAUAUCUGUUCGGGGCCGACGGUGCUAGAAGUGAAGUGGUGAAGCAGCUUAAGUUGCCUCUGGCAGUCCAGCCUGGUCAAGGCAUUGCGAUCAAUGUGCUGGUCAAGGCCGACCUCUCCCAUUUGGUUAGGAACCGAACAGGUAAUCUUCAUUGGGUGAUGCAACCAGAUCGGGAGCACCCGGACUUUGGCUGGAUGGGAAUCGUGCGCAUGGUGAAGCCGUGGAAUGAGUGGAUGUUUAUUCUAUUCCCAGCUUGCAACUAUGAUCGUUCUCAAGACAAGCCGUCCAGGGAGGAAUAUCAAAAGCGAGUCCAGGAGUUUAUUGGCGAUGAUACAUCGGCGGAGAUCCUCGAUAUCUCCACAUGGUAUAUCAAUGAGAUCGUCGCAGAGAAAUAUUCGGAGGGUAAUAUCUUCUGCCUUGGCGAUGCCGUUCAUCGUCACCCUCCGUUGAACGGUCUGGGCUCAAACACCUGCAUCCAAGACGCAUUCAACCUGGCCUGGAAGAUUGCAUAUGUUCAUAAAGGGCUUGCGUCGCCGUCCCUUCUGUCCACCUAUUCUAUCGAGAGACAGCCUGUGGGUCAUUCAAUUAUCACCAGAGCAAACCAGGCAUACCGCGACCACUUCCACGUGUGGGAGGCUUUAGGCAUGUUUCCCACAGACUUAUCCGCACGGAAGGAGAUUCUAGAGGAAUUGAAGAGUGCGACCGUAGAAGGGUCUAAGCGCCGCCGUGCUUUGCACGCCGCGAUCAAGCAUACCUCUCAUGAGUUCCAUGGUCUGGGAGUUGAAAUAAACCAGUAUUACGACAGCCAAGGAAUAUACACCGCCGACGAGCCCAAUCCCUAUGCCCCACCCGGACAGGCGGCCGAGGAUAAGGUCUUGUAUCAUGAACGAACCACAUACCCUGGAUCUCGGUUACCUCAUGCAUGGCUCAACAAAGCAACCCCAAGAGACCCUAUUUCGACAAUCGACAUUGCUGGCCAUGGCGUGUUCACCUUCCUGAGUGGAAUCGGAGGCGGACCCUGGAAGAAAGCAGCUGAAAUGGUUGCAGAAACAUUUAAGGUGCACUCCAUUGGGUUCAGACAGGACUGGGAGGACGUUUACUUUGAAUGGGAAAGCUUGCGAGGCGUGGAAGAAUCAGGAGCGGUGUUGGUGCGGCCAGAUCGCUUCGUUGCAUGGAGGGCACCAGAGGUUCUCCAGGAUACUGGAGCAUGCGCGUCGAAGCUUCUUAUCGUUAUGAGGACUAUUCUAGGAUUCGUUGAGUACAGUGGUCACAAUGUACUUGGUCCACUUAGCCAUGCUGUCUAA